Molecule: messenger RNA, 484 nt
Organism: Osmia lignaria (orchard mason bee)
Lineage: Eukaryota; Metazoa; Arthropoda; Insecta; Hymenoptera; Megachilidae
Source: RefSeq, a predicted model, not a curated record
AUGGCGUUCUGUUUCAAAGUUUCUACCGGUACCUGUGAUUGGUCGCUCCAUUAUGGCGUCCUCUUAUUUAGACCAAUCAGAUUCAUCGUUAAAGGGUGCGUUCCGCGGAGUGUGGUGGAGAGUAACAGUUCUCUUCGAAGCUUCGUCUGUUUGGCACGUGUCUGCAACAGACCUGUUCGUGUACUUGCUUUGGUAUCGGCCAUUAGCGGAAUAUACCGAAGAAUGCCGAAGCAGUGCCGACCGGUCUUCGGUGGAAAGGAAGGUCUCGCCAUUUCCCUCGCGAAUGUCGAAGUGAUAAGACGUAUUGAGAGCAUCCUUCCGCAUAAGUACUUAGAAGAUAUUUGAUGGAUAUUGAAAGGACGUCAUGACAGCUGAUAUGGGUUUGAAAUAGAAUUUUAUAAACAUUUAUUGUUUUAAUUUAUUCUAAUCAAUUAUUAACGUUUAUUAUUACUUUUUUUUCAUUGAGUCGUUGUUAAUUGUAAGU